AUGUACAGACAGUUUGUUCUGUCAAUCCUGCUUGCAGGCGUCCUGUGCCUGGUGGGCGGUGACACCCGCAAGACCCGCCUCCAAGGCUCCAUCCCCAACCCUUUCAAAGGGAACGGCAACACCUCUGACAAACGCACCCGUAAACAGGAAAUACUUGCCUCCAGCCAGGAAGCGCUGGUCGUCACAGAGAGGAAGUACCUGAAGAGUGACUGGUGCAAGACCCAGCCGCUGCGUCAGACGGUGAGCGAGGAGGGCUGUCUGAGUCGUACCGUCAUCAACAGGUUCUGCUACGGACAGUGUAACUCCUUCUAUAUCCCACGACACGUUAAGACGGAGCAGGAGUCUUUCCGGUCCUGUGCUUUCUGCCGGCCGCAGCGUUUCACCACGCUGACCGUAGAGCUGGACUGUCCCGACCUCCAGCCGCCCUUCCGGCACCGCAAGAUCCAGAGAGUCAAACAGUGUCGCUGUAUAUCGGUCUCCGUCGGUGACCCUGGGAAGCGGUGAUACUCGUCUCUCUCUCUCUCUCUCUUAUCAUCUUGGACAAUCCCUAGAUACUGUCCAGAUUGUCCGCUCACCUCACAGGAGACAGUUUGUACAAGACUCGAGUACAUGGAGGCUCAGGACAUGUAUUUCUACUGAAGGCACACAGAAUGAAUACAUAAAAGCUGAAGGGGCCCCACUUUCUCCAGAGUGAGACAUCUCACUUCCUCUACCGUCUCUGCAGAAAACAGACUCUCUCUCUAGAAGUACUGAGCGUGACAGAUGUUUCUAUGGAGCAGCUCUGUGUUGAUCAUACCAAGCACUCUGUAUAUAUACGAGACAAAACGGACAUUUUCUACAAUCCAGACCGAUUAAACCCAUACACUCUGUAGUUCAAAGAUGGUGGAUAAAUGAAGAUGUCUUACUCAGGCGGGUUUACCGUUAAAAACAAAAAAUGGUCACAAUUCCAGACUGCUUAAGGAAGUGCCUUUCCAAUAGACAACAAUGUGAUAGCAGCUGGGUCUGGUCUACUUAGUUCAUUAACUGUAUAUGAACCUGGGGGGGAAAAAGCAGAGUGAGACAUCUCACUUCCUCUACCGUCUCUGCAGAAACAGACUUACCUGGACCACAGGUCUCCUCAGCCU
Oncorhynchus gorbuscha (pink salmon) is the source of this 1124-nucleotide messenger RNA. RefSeq names its product gremlin-2-like. The record is from RefSeq and is a predicted model, not a curated record. Gene Ontology annotation, biological process: animal organ morphogenesis. The coding region runs from base 1 to 504 and encodes 167 amino acids. Gene Ontology annotation, molecular function: BMP binding; receptor ligand activity. The transcript has a single exon. NCBI's taxonomy places the organism in Eukaryota, Metazoa, Chordata, Actinopteri, Salmoniformes, Salmonidae.